Diaporthe citri is the source of this 183-nucleotide messenger RNA. RefSeq lists its product as uncharacterized. The record is from RefSeq and is a predicted model, not a curated record. NCBI's taxonomy places the organism in Eukaryota, Fungi, Ascomycota, Sordariomycetes, Diaporthales, Diaporthaceae. The transcript has 2 exons. The coding region runs from base 1 to 183 and encodes 60 amino acids.
AUGAGCUUUGGCCCCGAGGCAGCUCGCGCCCUGGAGAGCAUCCUUCUUUCGAAGAACGCUCCCCUAGGUGGCGACAACCUGAACUCGUCUGGCGAGAGGCCGACCUCUCCACAACGAACAGAUCCCCGCGAAAUCGUGAACCAUGGCCCAUCGAUACCCAACAUGACGAAGCACUCCUGGUAA